This is a messenger RNA of Daucus carota subsp. sativus, 384 nucleotides long. RefSeq names its product transcription factor UPBEAT1. Gene Ontology annotation, biological process: regulation of DNA-templated transcription. Lineage: Eukaryota; Viridiplantae; Streptophyta; Magnoliopsida; Apiales; Apiaceae. The transcript has a single exon. The coding region runs from base 1 to 384 and encodes 127 amino acids. The record is from RefSeq and is a predicted model, not a curated record.
AUGGGAGGUUCUGCACAACCUAUUCUUCCUUCUCUCAACAAUCUUUAUACAAGAAAGAAAAGCACGAGAAAACAAGGAGUGUCUUAUGCAUCAUGGAUCAGAAGAAGGCACAUCAAGAUCAGUAAAAGAUCUAGAAGAACUCCGAUGAAGAGGAUCAGAAGGUUUUCGGGUUUGGAAGGUUCUAGAAGGCCAGGAAAUGGAGUGGAAAGCAAAGUGAAAACCCUGAAGAAACUUGUCCCAGGUUGUAAUGAUGCCAUUGGAUUAGAUGGGGUGUUCAGAGAAACAGCUGAUUAUAUAUUGGGAUUGGAAAUGAGGGUCAGAGUUAUGCAGGUUAUGGUUAAGGUAUUGUCAACUGGCGUUGAUGAUGAAAAUAAAAAGUAUUAG